AUGACCGAAAAAGAAAGUGUUGAUCCACAGUUACAAGACUUUAUACUUGCUGAAACGCAAAAACAACGUUUUCAGGUUCUUGUGCAUGGAUUAACAGAUACAUGUUGGGACACUUGCAUGGGAAGGCCAUCUAUGCGCCUAGAUUCCAAAACAGAAGUCUGCAUUAUGAAUUGUGUUGAAAGAUUCAUUGAUGCCACUACAUUCAUCACCAAACGUCUUAUGAACACAACUAAAUAUAGGUCCGAUUCUCCUCUUGAAUUUCAGAAGUUUUUUGUCACUGGUGCAGUGGUUGGUGGACUAUACUUAUUAUCCAGUUAUGCUCAGAAGAAACUUAGAGAAUGGCAAGAAAAAGAAGCUAAAAAGUUUUUUGAAAUGACUCGUAAGAAACAACACUUCGAGAGCACUGAGCGCACAUGCAAUCAAACUGUAUUGUCAUUGUCGAAAAUAGUUUCAGAGAGUAUUUUAGGUAUUUUGAAGACUGAAAAUAUAGUCCAAAAACUUCAAGAAAAUCCUGAAAAUAAAUUAGAACUAUGGGAACAGUUGAAAAUCAUGAUUUUCACCAGAAUUUGUGUCAUGGUGUAUGCUCUAUGCAUACUUCAGGUGACACUGAGAGUCCAACUAAAUGUGAUUGGUGGUUAUCUCUAUAGGGAUUCAGUUCAUGAAGAGGAACCUUUAAUUGACAGUGAACUACAAGCUAAGUACUUAUCUUUAUGUCAUCACUUUGUCAGCCGAGGUGUAGAAGAUUUAGCAAAACAAAUUGAAAAAGCCGUUAAAAGAGUUGUAGAAUCUGUUCCAUUGAAGAAGAAAGUAACAAUUCAGGACAUAGAGCAGAUGUUUUGGUCAAUACAAACUUUAUUGUGUACUGACUCAACAGAAGGAGACCCUGUAAAGAAAAUGGUACAUUAUUUGAUAGGUCAUACUGAAAUUAAUGAAGCAAAAUUAGACACUAUUGUAAAAGAAACUAUGGACAUAUUAGAAAGUGAAGAAGUGACUUCAGUAACAAUGUCAUCUGUGAGUCGGAGUUUCUCUUCUGUAAUUGAUGAAGUAGCAAAUCUAUUUGCUACAAAAUCAGCACCUCUCACAAAGAAUCACUUGGAGGUAGAAGAAUGUGUAGUAACAAAUGGAGCUUUAAAAUUAAGAGGGUCCUCUGAACCAUUCGUUGAUGUAAACAAACUAGAACUACACUUUGUUAUGCUCUUGCCAGUAAUAAAUGAAUUACUCACUAAGAACACUUGCAAGGGCAAUAGCAACAUUCCAGACAUGCUAACCCAACAACUCACUUUGAAUGACAAAUUUAAAUUGUUGGGAGCUAAUAUUUAUGAAGCCGGCGCGUGGGGGCCUGGGUACGCGGCCUACUGCCCACCAUACCGCCCCCCAUCCGCUGCGGAAAGACAGAACCGCAUGGGUAGGGCCGCCGUUCCUGGGAGGGAGGACCGGGAGGGGAAGCGUAAUUCUUCCCGUCCCUCUCCCCCUCCCGGUCGCCCUCGUCUCCUCGCGUCUUCUCCCAAAUGGGGGAAGCGCGGGCGACAACAUCCGCGGGGGGUCCGAGCGGCCGAGGCUACUCGGACAUCCCCCCCUCUGAGGGCGUCCGUCCGGGCGCCGCCUCAGAGGCCAAUCGUUCGGAGGGCUUUCCCUUGGUGA
Molecule: messenger RNA, 1641 nt
Organism: Chilo suppressalis (striped riceborer)
Lineage: Eukaryota; Metazoa; Arthropoda; Insecta; Lepidoptera; Crambidae
Source: the annotation of a GenBank genome assembly